AUGAAAGCUUCAGUUGCUUCGGCUGCCAUUCAACAUGGACUUCUUGAAUCGGUAGAGGAUUCCAUCUGUCUUACCGACCUGUUUGUAGCUCUUGAUGGCAUGAAACAACUCAAUGCACAUAUGAAACGAGAGAUUGCAGAUUUGAAGAAGACCAAACAAACCUAUGUUGAGAUGAUCAGUCUUACUGGUAAAAGAGACCCUCUUCUUGAUUGCGGAGAUUCAGCCAUUGAAAUCAGUCCUGGAGAGCGGGAGAGAUAUCAACUAAAGGAGAUGAUUGAUGAUCUAGGAUUUCAGAUUUGUAAACAAGAAAGUAUGAUCAAGAAACUCAGAUAUCAACUCUCAGUCUUUCACAAGAAUGUACUCCAUGAAAAGGAAUCUAUGUAUGACAACAUGACUUACAUUGACCGAGCUGUGGUUGAGUCCAUCCAGACCGAUAUCGAGAUACCAACAAUCAAAGCGGAAGACCUUUCAUUCCUCGUUGGAGCUGAUAUUGAUGAGGAUGAUGAUCUGAUUGGAAAGGGUUCCUUUGGUAAAGUAUUCUUAAGAGAGUACCAAGGUGAAGCUGUAGCUGUCAAAGUACCUUACAUCAGUGAGGGUGUCAGGGAUGAGGAUGAUCAGAAGAGAAUGAUUCGAAUCAAAGCUGAUCAUGCCCGUACCACCAUGGAAGCCCUCGUCAACAUCGCUUUCGCUGAUCAUCCAUCAUUCCCAAAGACAGUUGGUGUUGUUGAUAUCAAAGGUGCUCCAUCUCUCAUCCUAGAGUUCCUUGGUGAUAAGAUGACCGGUACAAGCUUCCCUCUCAGUCAGGCCAUCAAGUUCCAGAUUCCAUCUAUCUCAAAAGAAAACUGGUUUGCCAUCAUCAUGGACAUUAUCAGUGGAACGAAAGCCAUGCACGAGAAAGGUCUCUUACAUAACGAUCUAAAAGCUAACAACAUUCUCUUACAAUGGGACCUGGAGGAUCAAAGAUGGCAUGCUUUCAUCAUUGACAUGGGGAAAGUCUCUACUCAAACCAUACCACAAAAGCACAAGCAGUUACCUAAAGAAGAGUUGGAGGGGUACAAACAGGGCAUCCUCUUCCCUCAUCUGGCUCCAGAGUACAUCCUUGAUCUGCAACCUAUGAGUGUUCAAACUGAUAUCUAUUCCUUAGGCGUGUUGCUGGCUCGGAUUGAUAAGGUUCUAAGAAGUCGACCUCUUCGUGACCUCGCAGCCCAGAUGACCAAUGUCAAUCCUCGUCUACGACCCUCUUGGAAACUCAUCGAGAAGGUCAUUACUGUGGCUCAGAAGAGAAACUUCUCAUAA
Messenger RNA from Lytechinus pictus (painted urchin), 1296 nucleotides. RefSeq names its product proto-oncogene serine/threonine-protein kinase mos-like. Gene Ontology annotation, molecular function: ATP binding; protein kinase activity. The record is from RefSeq and is a predicted model, not a curated record. Bases 1 to 1296 code for a protein of 431 amino acids. NCBI's taxonomy places the organism in Eukaryota, Metazoa, Echinodermata, Echinoidea, Temnopleuroida, Toxopneustidae. The transcript has 4 exons. Gene Ontology annotation, biological process: protein phosphorylation.